Colletotrichum spaethianum is the source of this 3414-nucleotide messenger RNA. RefSeq names its product calcium-transporting ATPase 3. The record is from RefSeq and is a predicted model, not a curated record. The coding region runs from base 1 to 3414 and encodes 1137 amino acids. Gene Ontology annotation, biological process: calcium ion transmembrane transport; intracellular calcium ion homeostasis. Lineage: Eukaryota; Fungi; Ascomycota; Sordariomycetes; Glomerellales; Glomerellaceae. Gene Ontology annotation, molecular function: ATP hydrolysis activity; ATP binding; P-type calcium transporter activity. Gene Ontology annotation, cellular component: plasma membrane. The transcript is spliced from 3 exons.
AUGUCUGGUGACUACCAAAAGCACCCCUUCCUGCUGUCGGUCCAAGAGACCGCUCAGACGCUUGGAGUCGAUCCCGAUAAGGGAUUGUCAUCGCAGCAGGUCCAGCAGGCGCAAGAAAAAUACCCUCCCAAUGAAUUCGAAGUCGGCGAGUCGGUGCCAUGGUACACCAUUCUCAGCAAGCAGCUGUUCAAUGCCAUGGUGCUUGUCCUCGUCUUUGCCAUGAUUCUUAGUUUCGCCAUCAACGACUACAUUGAGGGCGGUGUCCUCGCCUUCGUCAUCGUCGCCAACGUCACCAUCGGGUUCUGGCAGGAAUAUCGCGCCGAGAAGCAGAUGGACGCUCUGCGUACCCUAUCUGCUCCCUCUGCCACUGUUUUGCGCGACGGAAAGACCAAGGUCAUCCCCAAUGCCGAAGUUGUUCCCGGUGACAUCAUCUUGCUUAAGAUGGGCGACACCGUGCCCGCCGAUAUGCGCGUCUUUGAGGCCAUGAACCUGUCCUGCGAUGAGCAGUCCCUGACCGGUGAGGCUCAGCCCGUCGACAAGAUCUCCGAGGCCAACAUUACGGUCCCUGGCACUGACAAGCUCGCCACCGAGGAGGGCGAGGUCGGUAUCGGUGACCGUCUCAAUAUCGCUUAUGCCACCACUAUUGUCCGCAAGGGUCGUGGCCGUGGUAUCGUUGUCGCUACCGGCAUGCAGACCGAGGUUGGCAAGAUCGCCGCCUCUACCCAGAAGAAGACUCGCAAGCCUGGCCGCUCAAUGAAUUACAAGAAGUACGGCAAGCGCCAGCCCGUCGUUGGUCUCACCAAGCGCAUCUACGAUGCCGUCGGUAAAUUCCUGGGUCUCACUGAGGGUACUCCUCUGCAGAGGAAGCUCGCUGCUCUGGCCUACAUCCUCUUCGGUUGUGCCAUCAUCCUGGCCAUCAUUGUGUUCGCCGCCCACAAGUUCGACGUUACUGGCGAGGUCAUCAUCUAUGCCGUUUCUCUCGGUAUUGCCAUCAUCCCCGAAUCUCUUGUGGCUGUCCUCACCAUCACCAUGGUUGUCGCCGUGACUGUCAUGAGAAAGUCCAACGUCGUUGUUCGAGACCUUUCAGCCCUCGAGGCUCUCGGUGGUGUCACCAACAUUUGCUCCGACAAGACCGGGACCCUGACUCAGGGUGCCAUGAUUGUUCGCAAGGCCUGGCUGCCCUUCUCCCACACCUACACCGUCCGCGACUCGCAAAGCCCCAACGACCCGACCAAGGGCCGAGUCACCUACUCCGAGUCCAAGGAGCCGGAAGAGAAGGUUGAGGAGGCGCCCAAGCGCGAUUACGACCAGGAGCGUUCCGCCGCUGUUCUCAAGUUUGACGUUCCCGAGGAGAAGCUGCAAAACAAGUCACCCGCCAAGGAGCCCGAGGCCGAGAACGAGGCUGAGAUGACGCCCCGUCUCAAGGCUUUCCUCCUGUCUUCCGCCCUCUGCAACCUCGCCACCGUUCGAUACGACGAAGAGGAGGCCAAGUGGCAGACAACUGGCGAGCCUACCGAGAUUGCCCUCCAGAUCUUUUCCCACCGUUUCAAGCUCGGCAAGAAGUCCCUUGAGGGCCUCGGUUGGAAGCAGCUUGCUGAGUUCCCAUUUGACAGUUCUAUCAAGCGCAUGUCCGUCAUCUACGACCUUCCUCAGACCAACGAGGCUUCCGACAUCUGGGGCCCCGAAAACAGUCUUGUUUUCACCAAGGGCGCCGUCGAGCGAAUCUUGGACUUGUGCAGCCACAUUGGUUUCGGCGAUGACAAGGUGGAACUCACCGAGGAGCUCAAAGAAGAAGUCCUCAACCAGAUGAACAACCUUGCCUCCCAAGGCCAGCGUGUGCUUGCUGUCGGCUACCGCGACUGGAAUGGACGAUUCACCACCAAGCAGGCUGACGUCUCCCAAGAGAAAGAGAACGCGUUGCGCACCGAAGUCGAACAAGGUCUCACUCUUCUCGGUCUCGCUGGAAUCUACGACCCUCCCCGUCGCGAGACCAAGCCAUCUAUUGCUGAGUGUUCUUCCGCUGGCAUCAAGGUCCACAUGCUCACCGGUGAUCACCCCGAGACCGCCAAGGCCAUUGCAAAGGAGGUUGGAAUCAUCCCCAAGAACCUCGGUGUCUUGCCCGACGCGCUCGCCAAAUCAAUUGUCCAGAAGGCCACCGACUUUGACAAGAUGACGGAUGCGGAAAUCGACGCUAUGCCUGAACUGCCCCUGGUCAUUGCUCGUUGCGCUCCUGAUACCAAGACUCGCAUGAUCGACGCCCUCCGUCGCCGCAACGCCUUCAUGGCCAUGACUGGUGACGGUGUCAACGAUGCCCCCUCCCUGGCCCGUGCUGACGUCGGUAUUGCCAUGGGUUCCGGAUCUGACGUUGCCAAGUCCGCUUCCAAGAUCGUGUUGACUGACGACAAGUUCAACUCCAUCGUUUCCGCUAUCCGCCAAGGUCGUCGUAUGUUCGACAACAUCCAGAAGUUUAUUCUCCAUCUGCUCAGCUCCAACGUCGGUGAGGUCAUCCUACUUUGCUGCGGUCUCGCUUUCCGUGACGGCGCCGACCUCUCAGUCUUCCCUAUUUCCCCCCUCGAGAUUCUCUGGAUCAACAUGGUUACCUCGUCCUUCCCCGCCUUCGGUCUGGGUCGUGAGCAAGCCGCCGCCGAUGUCAUGCGCAAGCCCCCUCAGAACAAGAAGCGUGGUGUCUUCACCAACCAGAUCAUCGUCGAUAUGAUUGUCUACGGUAUCAUCAUGGGCGCCCUGACUCUGGCCACCUUCAUCAUCGUCGUCUACGGUGCCAACGGCGGAGCUUUGGGUAACGAGUGCAACAAGACCUUUACCGAGGCUUGCAGGCCAGUCUUCCGCGCCCGUGCUGCCGUCUUUGCCGAGCUCACCUGGAUCAUCCUCAUCUCCGCAUGGGAGUUUAAGAACUUGCGCCGAUCCAUGUUCCGUCUCAACCCCGACAGCAAGAGCAAAUUCCCCUUCUUCAAGGACAUCUACUCCAACAAAUUCCUUUUCUGGGCCGUCAUCAUCGGCGCUCUCUCUGUCUUCCCUGUCAUCUACAUCCCGACUCUCAACACCACCCUUUUCAAGCACAUUGGAAUUACCUGGGAAUGGGGUAUCGUCGUCGGGUUCACUCUCCUCUAUGUCGUUGGCGUCGAGGCUUGGAAGUUCGUCAAGCGCACCUUCAACCUCCUCGACGACCACCAGGUUGUCAAGGGCGCCUUCAGCCAGGGUGGCGAGGAUGAGGGCCGCGACUUCAAGAAGACUAUCACCUUCAGCUCUUUCAAGAGCUGGCAUUCCUUUGGCCGCAAGGACACCGGCGAAUCGACCGGCCGCCGCAGCCGGUCCCAGCACCGCACCAACACCAAUCUCUCGGGCGACACCCGCACCGGCGAGGGAUCUCCCAGCAACAGCAACGAGAAGGUCUGA